Cynara cardunculus var. scolymus (artichoke) is the source of this 1314-nucleotide messenger RNA. RefSeq names its product protein GPR107-like. Gene Ontology annotation, cellular component: membrane; Golgi apparatus. Bases 1 to 1314 code for a protein of 437 amino acids. The transcript has a single exon. Gene Ontology annotation, biological process: transport. The record is from RefSeq and is a predicted model, not a curated record. Lineage: Eukaryota; Viridiplantae; Streptophyta; Magnoliopsida; Asterales; Asteraceae.
AUGACGAAGACAAUUAUGUUCUCUCUCCUCCUCUUUGCUUUUUUUAUCCUCACACCACCGGUCACGGCGGAGAUUAAAACCUUGAAGAUCAAAGACGACAACCGUCCCAUGAUCUUAUUUGAGAAAUUUGGAUUCACACACAACGGAUUUGCUUCCGUCGCUGUCUCCUCCGUCUCCGUUACGUCCGGCCUCUCGCAACCUGAUCCAUCACUCCUCGGAUUCUUCCUUAUCGCUGAAGGUUCCAGAAAUCAAGUUCUUAUGGAACUCGAACGAAAGCCUGAAACCUGCGUAGUCGAUUCCAAAUUCAUAUCCCUUCUAUUCACCUUCCAAGAUCUCUCCCCUCCCCCUCAUUCAUCGCUCAAUAAAUCGUUUCCCGUUAACUACCCCGAUGAGUAUUACCUCUUCUUCGCCAAUUGCAAUCGUGAAUCGCUUGUAUCGAUGGACAUCCGCACGGAGCUUUACAAUAGCGAAGACGGAACCCACAAGGAUUACUUAUCCGCCGGGAAAACUCAACUGCCGUCGCUUUACUUCAUUUUCUCCAUCAUUUACAUGUGUUUCGUAGGGCUGUGGACGGUCGAAUGCAUGAAAAACAAAGGAUCCGUUCACCGGAUCCAUUUACUCAUGGGCAUGUUGCUGGUGGUGAAGGCACUCAACUUGAUUUGUGCGGCGGAGAACAAACAUUACGUGAAGGUUACAGGUACACCUCAUGGAUGGGAUGUGCUGUUUUACACGUUUCAGUUCUUAAGGGCGGUGCUUCUGUUCACCGUGAUAGUGUUGAUCGGCACCGGAUGGUCGUUUCUGAAACCAUUUUUGCAAGAAAAAGAGAAGAAGGUUUUGAUGAUUGUGAUUCCACUUCAGGUUUUGGCAAAUAUAGCUGCUAUAGUGGUAGGGGAAACCGGGCCAUUCAGUAGGAGUUGGGUAACUUGGAACCAAUUGUUCAUGAUAGUAGAUCUUAUCUGUUGUUUCGCCAUUAUUUUCCCCAUUGUGUGGUCGAUUCAAUCACUGCGGGAGACCUCGAAGACAGAUGGGAAGGCUGCUAGGAAUUUGGCAAAGUUGUACCUGUUUCGAAAAUUCUACAUGGUGGUUAUCGGAUACUUGUAUUUCACAAGAAUCAUAGUAUUUUCACUGGAAACGAUCUCUUCGUAUAAGUUCCAGUGGGUGUCAAAUGGGGCACAGGAAGUAGGCAGUCUUGUGUUCUAUAUGAUGAUGUUUUACAUGUUCAGACCAGUGGAGAAGAAUGAAUACUUUCUUAUUGAUGACGAGGAAGAAAAGGCAGCAGAGAGGACCCUGCAGGAGGAGGAGUUCGAGCUUUGA